Messenger RNA from Cherax quadricarinatus, 585 nucleotides. The record is from RefSeq and is a predicted model, not a curated record. NCBI's taxonomy places the organism in Eukaryota, Metazoa, Arthropoda, Malacostraca, Decapoda, Parastacidae.
AUGGGCCUCCAGCUGGUGUUAACCUCCAGGACUCCACUUGAUGUCGUGACGCCAUCGCCGACUCACUCUGGUUUUACCGCCAAAUUUAAAUUCAUCACAAACCUGGGGAUAGAAGGUGGGCAGCAGCCAAUCCCUGGGAUCUGCAAGUUUGUGUACAACAGCAGCUACACUAGUAAUGGUACUCUCUAUUCUCCCAACCCUGGAGGAUACUACCCCCAGGACACCACCUGUACCUACCUCUUUUAUGGCCGUCCUGGUGAAGCAGUCCGACUUAUUUUCAAGUACUUCGACGUGGAAGGUGUCAUGCCGUGCAAUGAGGCAACAGAGAGCGACUCCCUCGAGUUUUCGAACUUCCCAAGCGCUGACCGUAAGAUUCCUUCCUUCUGCGGAAGUGUUGCCCCCACAGUUAUCCAGAGCGAUGGUGCCUUCUUCAGGCUCGUCUUCAAGAGUAACAGCAAGUUUAGUGGGACAGGGUUUACUGCCGACUACCAAUUUCUGGACAUGUCAUACCAACCAUACACUAUCAAGAAAGUAAUUAUGUCUGCAGAAACAGUAGUAGGCUCAUGUCAGCUUGGACACUUGUGA